AUGUCCCACAACCCAUUUGGAUCAGACUCGGACUCGACCGACGUCUCCUCGUCGUCACCGCAUGAGCCAAUCUCGGUCGCAAGCCAUGGCGUAGACAGCUCGGCCAGCGCGCCUGCGUCAAGCUCUACACCAUCCUCAACCCCCGGUCCGGCCAAGGCCAAGGCCAAAGCGCCGCCGCCCGCCGGCCGCCCCCCGCGACCGCUGCCCACGCGUGGGCGUCGCAAGUCAACUCGGACGUCAUCGCGGCCGCUUCCAGAGCUCAAGCGGGCGCUGCCAGCCGCUGCUGCUGCUGGACCGGCGCCGGCGCCGGCGCCAGCGCCGGUUCGGGCUAUCAAGCGCAAGACUCUCGGCCCGGCCAAGACUCGGACACGAUCUGGCUCGUCGUCGGGCCGCGGAGGCAUGCGCGACAUCCCGCGGUUCGCUUUGGAUGCUGCAGGCGGUGCCGAGAGCGGCGGCGGGUCGGCUCCGCUUCCGCACCUGGAUCGGCUCUGGCGGCAUCCUGCGGUCGUCGACCUCUUCGCCGAUCCGUUCAUUGCCUCGGACGCGCCGCGCGGCGAGCGCAAGCGUCAUCUUCACCCGCUCAUUGCCACAAUGGAGCUGUUUCGCGCAUCGCUUGCGGCGCUGGCGCAGGCCUGGCCCGAGCAUGCGGCAGCAUGCCAACCCGUCGUCGACGGCAUGGCGGCCGGCAUCGGCUUUGCCACCGAGGUUGCCGCCGCCAUCGAUACAGUGGCACCGGCCCGGCCGGUGCCUCUGGCCAAGCUUCCGCUCAAGCUAACCUUCCCGGCGCCACCGGUCGCAAGCAAAAAGGCGGCGGCCAAAGCAGCCGCGGCGGCGUGGCCGUAUGUACCCGAGCCGAGGGUGGCAAGCCUGCUGGCAAGCCUCACGUCGCGACUGCGGUCAAUGGCAGCCAACGAUCUUGUGUUUGUGCCAUCAGGCUGGCGCCUGUCGAGCGGCGCUGGCUCGUACCUGCUCUUUGUGGUCUUCAAGGUCUCGCGCGAGACGUACAAGUUCUCGGUGUGCAACGUCGGCGCUGGCCUCGAGUACCACCCAGUGACGGCGCGGAACCCGACCGCCGAGCUUGCGUACUCGGUCGCGUUCACCCUCGACGACGUGCCGGCGCGCAAGGUGGAGGAUGCGGCGUUCUGGUUCCUCGCCCUCCGCGGCUUGCUCCAGCCGGCUGACAGCCACAGUCCGGCGCAGCUGUACGAGGCUCUCCUGCCGUUCCUCAACGAGCGGCCGCUAAUGGCCAACGUGACGGCCGAGACGGCCGAGUGGCGGGCGCUGCCGCGCGGCACCGACCCGUUUGGCGCCCACCUGGUGUGGGUGGCCAUGCGCCAGGCCCUGCUGUUGAUGACCCACUCGCCACCGUUUGCCUCGUACACCGACGUUCUCCUCCGGUAUGUUCUCGGGACUCACAUGGCCCAGUCGCUCGCUGCUGCUGACGCGCUGGUGCUCAACUCGUCCGAGUCGGUCAUGCUCUCCAUCAUCGGCGAGCAGCUCGCCCGCGGCGCCGGUCUCCUCACCCAAGCCGAGACCAUGGAGUUUGGCAAAAAGUCCAAGGCCCAGGGCACCAUUCGGGUCGGUGCCGCCGCGGAUCAGAGCCUGGGAGCGGCGGCAGCUGCGCCGGCCACCCCGGUUGCCACUACCCUCACCGCCGCCCAGCUGCGCGGCGUCCAGAAGAUCGUCUCGAUGCUUCUCGACGCUGCGGCGCAUGCCGCGCCGCAGAACAACAUCCCCCUGGUCUCGAUCGACUCGCCCGCGCUUGUCAAUAGCUUCUCGCUCUUUGGUCGCUUCAUGCGUCAGUUUGACACGUCAAGUCUCGCCGGCCACCCCCGCGAGCCGCCUAUCAUCCGCCCGGUCGAACUUACGUCGGUCCCCGACGCUGUUGGCGACAUGCAUGAGGCUGCUGUGGCCAUGCGCGCCGCAGUCGACGUCUGUGCGCUCCUCGCUAAUCAGGCGAGCGUGGUGCCCAACUCGUAUGCGCUGCGAGCCGCGCUUGUCUCAUGGCUCUUCACCACCGUCCUCCCGGUCCCGGUCCCGCCGACCGAGGCCGACCUCGCGUGGCUGGUGCAGGUCAAGGCCGAUGCCAGCCUUGCCCCGCCGCCAUCAACUUGCUUCUGGCGAGUCCUUCCUAUCCGGCGCGAGACCCAGAACGAGCUCCUUGAGCUUGUCUCGCUCCUCGCAUCGCACUUUUCGGUCGCUGCGCUCUCGCUGCGGGCCACGGCCUCGUUUGACGCCACGCGCAUCUUGACACUCGGCGCCAUGGCCGCCAUCGCCGACGCGGUCAUGCGGCGGACGGCUUGGGACGCACCAUCGCAGCUCGCCGCACACUACUCGGGGUCGGCGCCCGGCCCGAUCACCCCGUACGGUUUCACCAUUGGCCACUUUGGCAUUGAGUCCGAGUCUAUGCUGUUUGUCAACCCGGUAGCAGCAGCCACGCGGACCGCUGUCCUCGACUACUUUACGGCAUGGGAGAAUUUUCUCGCACCCGGCCAUGAGGUCUUUGCCUUUAACGCCUCGAACGCGUUUGGCGCCGGCGAAGCCGCCCUCAUCGACCAGAUUGCAGUCCACAUGGGAUACGCCCGCGAGCUCGCGCCGCACUACCUCACCGGCCAAGCGCCCGAGCUCCUCGUGCACUAUCCGGAGCUUGGUGCGCUGAGGGACAUCGUCUUCCUCUUCAAGCUGCUUAUGGUGCCGUCGUCGAGCGCGCUGCCCAAGGUCCGAGCAUGGGACAUCUUUGACGCCACGCUCACCUGGUCGUACCACGAAGCCGACGGCUACCUCAAAGUCAAUGGCUUCCGGCGCGUUCUCGAGCCACAUGCCGAGGCUGUAGCCGCGUCGACCGUCAAGGCCAGGGCACUCUCGAAGAUCUCAUCGUGGAUGCCGUCGUCAGUCGGAUCCAAGCUACGGGUGGCUGCGGGCCUCGUCCCGCGGGCGCCGCCAUCAGCCGGCAACCCCUCGGUCCUCGCUCAGCUCGAGGACUCGUCGUCGCUGGCCCGCAAGAUCAAGACCGAGGACGACGUGCUGCAUCUCAAGAAGCCGCCUACGUUUGGGCUUCGACUCUCGCUGCACGAGUCCGAGCUGCUCCUGCAGUACCUGACGGCACCGUACAUGCGGAUUCCGCUACUGCUUGCGUUCUUUGCGGACGAGACUCGCAUCCAGGCCCUCGCUGCGCCCGAGCUACAGGACGUUCUUGACGCGGCUUGCUUUGAGCCGGGCACCUUUGAGUCGGCAAUCAUGCCCCGGACGGCCCCUACUGUCAUCCCGCCGCCGACACGCGACCAUCUCCGGACGCCAGUCGGUCUCCUUUUCAAUGAGCUUGUCUGCGCACCGCACAUCCUCUUUCCCGCUGUUUUGCGGCUUGUCGAGCUCGCGCUGGAGCUCAACACAGGGCGCUAUGACUCCAAGCAUGCGCUGGUCAUCCUCUACAUCACUCGCCUUGUUGUGCGCAUCGAGGAGUACGUUCUGUUUGUCCUCGACGCCAACACUGUUGCGCCAGAGGCCGCAACCGCGACCCAGGCCCAUGUUCGUGGCCUCAGCCUCGAUGCCGGCACGUCGCUGGCAAGCUACACCCGUGUGCUCGAGGAGGUGCGGAGCAAGACACGCGGCGAGCUGUUCAAGGUGCUCGAGGAGUGGCGGGUCCGCGCCCUGGUCAAGGAUCAGCGGGUCGCGGUGGCAGCGGUCAUCCACGCCCACCUGGCGUACAUCUUCAAGAACGUGCGGAGCGAGGAGCUCGGAGCCACCGCUGUCGUCACCCUCCUCUCGGCGCAGAUCUUUCUUAACGCCAACUACCGCUGGACGCUCGACGCCAAGUCAUCGAGCAGUGGCAGCAGCUCGGGUGGAGCCAAGAGCGACAAGGCGGGCAAGACGGGCAAGUCUGGAAAGAAAAAGGUGCGGGUCAAGCGGAGCAAGCGGAACAAGCGCAACGCCGGACUUCGCGACAAAGAAGCGUUUCUCAACCGCGAGCUGCAGAUCACGCAGAUGGAGAUGUUUGACCUUUUCCAGAAGCAUCGCAACAAGGUGGUGGCGUGGCUGAGUGGUGCCGGCGCCGCCGCCAACCUGGUCAUGGAGACCAUCAUCCGGGUUAUGACCUUCAAGGGCUCGCUGUUGGAGAUGGAGAAGCAGAUGGUCGAGGCCAAUCUCUCGCUGCGGUCGUGGUCAUCACUGACACGGACAGGGUGCUACGGGCGAUUUGUGCCCGACACCGAGGUCUCAGAGCUCGCGCUCAACUCUGCAGCGCCACUAGUUGCCGAGCCAGCAUCCGACCCGCUGCGGGCACCAUUUGCCGAGAGCUACGUCGAGUGGCUGCGGCGGAUCACGACCAAGGAGGUGGUUACCGAGAUCAACGUCCAGCUCGGCGAGUUUACCCUCAAGAAGCAGCAAAUGCUGUUGCUGCCUGACGACGUCGGCGCCAGCGCCGAAAUCGAGGCUGUGUUUGGUGCCAAGGCGGUCGGAGAGCAUCGGAUGCAAUCGGUCGAGGUUGAGCGGACCAGUCAGCGCAACUGGCUGCGGCUGGUCGGCAAGCGACACGAUGUGUUUGUGUGGCGGCGCGACCCGCGGCCGAUGGCUGUUCCGUCGGCUGCUUGCGAGUCGUACGCCGGCCGCCGCACCUCUGGUGCCCUCGCCUGGGUUGCCGACAUCUUUGAGCCUGUCCGCUUUGAGGUCUUUGGUGAGGUUGCGCGAAGCCUUAACUUUUCAGGCGUCGCACUCGCCGACGGCGUCGCUGUUCUGUUUACACUCUACGUCCCGCGCCACAAGGACGAGGCGCUGAUGACGCCAGCCGAGCGCAAGGCGCUCAAGGCCCGUCGCAAGGCAUUUGCCAAGCGCGAGAAGACUCGCCGCAAGGCAGAGAAGAAGAAGGAGAAGCGCCGACGGAAGGUCGCCCGUUCCCGCGCCAAGGCCGACGCCAAGGACGACGACGAGUCGUCGGUGACGCUGUCGACAGUGCGGCGGGCUGCGAUUUCGGAUGAUGACGACGACGACGACGACAACGACGAUGCAGCUGAUGGCGGCAAGAGCAAGAGCAAGGGUAAGGGCAAGGCCGAGGCCGAUGGAGACGACGACUGGGAGAUGAUCGAGACUGACGAGGUCUCCAUGACCGACACUCGGGAAGGCUCGGGCUCGGGCUCGGGCUCGUCAGACAUUGCCUUUGGCUCAGACGAUGACGAUGACGGGUCAAGUCCGUUUGCAGAUCCAGACUACACGCCGCCUACGCUCAAGGAAGUUGUGGUGUACAAGUACCCGAGUGUGGUGCAUGUGUACGAUGUGGUCGAGUAUGGCCGGCGGUACUACCGGACGCUGGUGUGGAGCUCGUCGCCUGAUCUCUGCCUGGGAACGCUGCCGCCGUCUGGUGGUGACGCACUCAAGCCGGUUACUCCGCGGGCGUCGGUGGUGGUGACCCGGGCGCUCGAUGCACGGGUCGGGACGCAGACUUUCGUGCCCAGUCGCCUUCUCAAGGGCUUGCUGCCGGAAGCGCUGCUCGACCACUACCUUUACUGGCAGAACGAAGACGAGUCACUGAUCGGCUACCCCAAGCCGCCGCGCAAGACGCGGGUCGCCUCGCAGUUCUUCUCCUCGCACUACACGUCGCAAAUCGAAGACAGCGGCGACGGCGACGAUGGACCGGCACCAGGAGCGGCGGCAGCAGCCAACUACGUCAUCUGCGUCACUAUCCGGCAUGACAAGGGUGCCCGACUCGACACCGGGCCGUCGUGCUUCAACGUGGCGUCUGCGCUCGUCCAGCGCUUCCCUAUGGUGGCGGCGCCGCAGAGCGGCGAAGAUGCCGGUGAAGACGGCGUUGUGGUCAACGGAAGCGUGCCGGACUUUUCGGCAACGCCCGAGACACUCGUCAACUUGCUACGGACGCCCAAGUCGUCGCCCAAUGCAGCGCUGGCCAAACUGCUGGUGCGGAUGGAGUCGUUUUCGCACGUCCUGGCGUGGUCGCGGUCGAGUGAGGGCCUUUCUAUCGACCACGUUGAGCUUCCCCGGCUAGGGCUGAGCUUCCGCGCUGGUGUGGCAAACGGCGAGCGGGUCCUGUUUUGCAACGAGCACGCCGGGCUGUAUGUGUCGAACGUGCGGACGCCACAACUUGCCGAGCUUGUGUGCGGGCUCUCGCAUGCGGUCCUCCUGCAGAACACCAACGAAGAUCUGUCGAUUUUGGUGCCACUGGCGCGUCCGAUGCGGCGCGGCGAAGAGGCUGACGGUGAGGACGACGGCGACGACGAUGGUGAAGUCGACGGGGCGGUUGGGACAACGACGCUGUUCCCGGGUAUGGUCAAGGUAAUCAAGUCGGAAGGGUGGCUCUCGAGCGCGGUGGAGACGCGGCACUACGUGUACGGGGUGCACGCAUCGCGAACGUACCUCAUUCCACCGACAUUUGCGUCGUCGCUCUACCUUCUUGUCCUACGGUUCUUGUCGCGGCAGUACGGAGCCGUGGUGCGAAUGGCCGGCGUAUGCGUGACGGACACGCCGCUAAGCGAGGAGGAGGCGGCGAUUUUCGAGCUGCUGCGACUGUGCAAGGCCGACUGCCACCCCGACGCCCAUGCUGCGCGGCUGAAGAUCCACAUGGUGACGCGGGCAUCGCACAAAGACAUGGCCGCGCCAUGGGGCGUGGUGUCGGAGCUUGUGGCCUACGUGGCGAACCAAGGCCUUGUCUCGGCGUCGGCGCGGCUGACGCUCGAGGAAGAGUUGCUUCUCAUCGAGCACGCCGAGGAGCAGAUGCGGAUGGCGGACGAGGUGGCGGGCGAUUUCGCAGAUGACUUUGACUCGCUGCUGGAGGCACUGCAGGGCCGGGGCAGUGGUGGUGGCGGGAGUGGCGGUGAGGAGGAGGAAGAAGAUGCCGACGCGCUCCGCGAACUGCUGGAAGAGCACGGCCUGGAUGAGGCGUUCCUCGCGGCCCGGCGCGACGCUCGGGUGCUUGCGCGCAUGACUGUGGCCGAACGCGAGGCUGUCGACGUGUUGCUUGCCAACCGGAAGGCGUUUGUGCUCUCGGUUCUCCAGCCCGCGGAGACGCCGCGGCAGAUGAUUGCGGUCAAGUAUCCUGCGAUGCCAGAGACGGUGCCGUUUGACACACAUAUGGACACGAGCGUGCUCGAGCCGAGCUCCAAGCUCAAUCUCUCGAACCGCGCACUGGUCAACUACACGCGCCCGGGCGAGGUGCACGGUGUGUACGCGCUCGAGUUCCUCAAUGUGGUGCUGGAGGAAGGCCUGCUGCGUCUUUCGUCGAAGCUCGGCUUCCUGUUCCUGUACGAGCUGCUCACCGGCGCACUUCCGAUCCGGAUCGAUCCGCUCGACUCGUGCCACGUGCUGGGCGAGCUGCUUGUCCGGUGUCUCCCACGCGACGACCUGUUUUCGGCCUCGCGGUUCAUGUCAAUCUUGCGAGUGCUGGUAGUGAACCCCGAGAUUGCAAACUCUCGGGUACCAAAGUACCUCGACGUGGUCAACUCGAAGAAGCGCAAGCUGUUCAAGCGCGGCGCGGCAGGUCUCACGCUUGUGGAGACGGUGUCGAAGGAUAUGGUGGCACUGUUUGAGGCCGGAACAGCGGUGUGGAUGCGGGCGCCGGCACUGACGGCGUCGUACUCGCCGCCGAUGAUCAUUCACUUUGCGACGCUGACGCCUGCCGACUUGCGCAAGCUCUCUGCGGCUGCGCCGCGGACGACCGACACAUCGUGUGGCGAACGCGAGCUGCUGGCGUCGCCGUACACAGACGUCGGGCUGGACAAGGCCGGGCUCAAGGCGUUUGCCUCUGCGCCGCUAAGCGUGCUGGGGCUCGAGAGUCUGGUCCGGGCUGUGCCAGCUGUGAGUGCGCCGAUUGCUGGCAAGGUGCCGUUUGACGUCAGCUCACAUCCAGCGGCGGUUUCCCCGAUUGCCAGCGCGAUUUUGGAUCGGCUGAAUGAUGACGCAGCGUACUACGCGCAAGCGCAAAACAACGCCGAGAUCCACGAGCUGAACGCGCUGCUGCCGUCUGCGGCCAAGGCGGUGGCAAGUGGGUCUGCCGACGCCGCUCGGGCGGCAUGUUUGGAGCUCCGGGCAUUGCAGGCCAAGUUGCUCGCGCUCCACGACGCCGACAUUGCGGCCGCCGAGGCGGCGAUCAAGCGCGUGGUGGCUGCUGCCAAUGAGGUGGCGUCGGUGACGUCGCGGCAGGAGCUUGCGUUUGAGCUGCUGCAGGACGCCGGGCAGGGGCUCAAGGUCUGGUUCGAGCUACUUGUUGGAUGGCUCCUCUCGCCGCGUGGCAUGGACAACCUAGAGGACUUUAAUCCGUUUGUGGACGAGGAGUCGCGGGCGGCGAUUGAGUCGCUCACAGUCGCGGUCCUCCUCAUUGUCAACCGGGUGGGGCAGGCUGCGCGAGCGCUGUCGAUGACGGGCGACCUCAUUGCGACUGUCGAAUCCGGGAAGAGUGAGGAGGUUGAGCUGGUGCUCAAGGCGCGCGGGCUGGCAUCUGUGCUUGCUGCGGAGCGGCACUACGUGCGCGAGGACAGCCAGAGCUGGAGACUUGUGUACGAUCCGCGGUUCCUUGUCUUUGAGUUUUCGGCCGGCAUUCUCCUCCGCAAGGCGCAAGUCGAGCUUGUCUCGCGGUUUAUGGGUGCGGUGGCAUCCGAUUCGUCGCUCUGCCAUCAAAUGAUCAUGGGUGCAGGCAAGACGACGGUUGUGGCGCCGCUGCUCUCGCUGCUCCUUGCUGACGGGCAGCAGCUUGUGACGCAGGUUGUGCCUGGGGCGCUGCUGGAGUUUUCGCGGUCUGUGAUGCGGGAGCGGUUCUCGCAGCUCAUUCUCAAGCCUGUAUACACCUUUACGUACGACCGCGGUUCGCGGGUGGAACUUGCGCUGUACGACAAGCUUGUCCAGGCCAAGUACUCGCGGGCCGUGGUGAUUGCGACGCCGACGGCGAUCAAGUCGUUUGCGAUCAAGUAUGUGGAGCUGAUGCACGAGCUCGAGGCGCUGGAGAGUGGCAAGGUGGAGGACUCUGCGGUGAAGCGGAACAUGUACGCACGGCUGAAGGCGCGGCUUGCACGUGGGCGGAUCGAGUCGGUGCACGCUGCAGCUGUGGCACAGCUGUGGGAGCAGGCACACGUGUGCACCAAGGUGCUUGCGCUGCUACACCAGGGCGUGCUGCUCCUCGAUGAAGUCGACCUCCUCCUGCACCCGCUCCGGUCCGAGCUCAAUUGGCCGAUGGGCGUCAAGGAGCCGCUCGACUUUACGGAUGAUGGGUACCGGUGGGCGAUUCCGAUGCACCUCCUUGACGCGCUGUUCUACAAGACGCACGAGGGCAUGGUGACUCGGGUGGACGAGUCGUCGAUUGCGGUGACGGUGCUCGAUGACUUGCGUGCUGCGUUUGCGGCCGGACACGAGGCCAAGGCGCUGCAACUUGUGCCGCACCUUGUCCUGCUUGAUCCCAAGUGGUAUGCGGCACGGCUGCUGCCGCUGUUUGCGCGGUGGGCGAUGGUGUGGCUGGCGGACAAGCAGGUGCAUGUCAUCGGGACGCGUGUGCUGGAGCAGUACCUUGUGGAAGGACCGGCGUCGCUAGGGGCGAGCCAAGGGCGGGCGGUGGAGGCGCAGCUGUCGGACAACCAGGUGCGGAUGCUGAACCUGACCCACACGUGGCUUGUCUCACUCCUGCCGUUUGUCCUUCGCAAGAUCAACCGGGUCAAGUACGGCCUACUCUCUGCGAACGACCUUGCGCGGGCGAUGGAGCGGUUCCCGCACAUGCCACGGUCGCACGUUCCGUCGGAGGCGUCGGAGUUUUCGCACCCGGACGUGGUCAUUGGGCUCUCGAUUCUGGCGUACCGGCACGAGGGCCUGCGGGCGAGCGACUUUGCGCGGGUCAUGCUCGGGCUAAAGGGCCGACUGCCGGACGCGGAUGCGGGCGCGGUGUUUACGCGGUCGCAGGCGCGGACGCUGUACGCGUCGUGGGUGCUUGCGCGCGGCGGCUCGAUUCGCGGGCUCCAUCGGCGGGCGGAUGUCGAAGCCGAGCGAGCACGCCUCGGAGCGAACGGCGAAGAUGUUGUGGAGGAGUGGCAGGAUCUUUGGCCGCUGGCGCUUGUGGACCCGAGCGAUGAAGAGCAGUUGGAAGUGCUCUAUGACGUGUUGGGCAAGUCGCCGCAUGCGGCGUACUGGUACCUCUCGCAGUAUGUGUUCCCCAAGACGAUGGAGUUCCAGCCGCUCAAACUGACGGCGUCUGGGCAGGAGCUUGGUGGCUCGCUGCUAUUUGCGACACGACUCGGGUUUUCGGGCACGCCGUCGGACCUGCUACCGCGCGAGUUUGGGCGGUGCCGCUACCAGGAGGGCGACGACGGCAAGAUGCUUGCGGUGCUGACGGAGCCGAGCGUGGUGAGCGUGGAGAUGCUUGACAACGGGUGGUGUGCGAGCUCGAUCCUCCGUGCUGUAGCGCAGAGUGAGCCGCCGGCAUGUGCACUCAUUGACACUGGCGCCUUGAUCACAGGGCUAACGAACGAGGAGGUUGCGCGAGCGCUGCUUGCGGCCGGACUGGCAGCCAAGUUCCGCGGCGUGGUCUUCCUCGACGAGCUUGAUCGUAAGAUGAUUGUGAUGCGGGGCUCGGGCAAGGUGAUGCGACUGGAACAGUGCGGACUGCCCAAAGAGGCGCGGUUCUCGUUCUACGACCAGGUCCACACGACGGGCAUGGACAUCAAGCAGGCGUACACAGGGCGAGCAGUGCUGACGCUGGGCAAGGACAUGACGUUCCGCGACUAUGCGCAGGGCGCGUUCCGGAUGCGCGGGAUCGGGGCCGGGCAGACGCUGGUGCUGUAUGUCAUUCCCGAGGUAGCCGAGCUUGUUCGAGAGGAGCUGAGCGCGGCGGAGCGUGUACCGCGGCUGAGCGCCAAGCCGCUUGGAGAGCUCGAAAAGCGCGAAGCGCUGGCUGCGGUGGCCGGAUGGCUCUCUGUCAACUCGAUGGUGACAGAGAAGCUGCAGUAUGCGCUGCUUCGCGAGCAGAACGUGGCCAAUGUGUGGCGGAAGCGAGCGUACCGCGAGCUUGUGGGGAUGGCGCGGGAGGCGGCGCCUGCAGGGACAGUCGCGUACGAGGCACUGCGGCGGUGCGUCAACGUUUUCCGCGAGCGGGUCGACUUUGGAGUGUCGAACAUACUGGUGGCGCCCGAGGCGGCAUCCGAGGCUGUGGGCUCGACGAGUGGGUCUGGGCCAAGCGAUAAGGCGGCGCAGGCACUCGAAGAGCACGCGGCGUUUCUGGGGCAGUGGCCGGAAGAUCUGGGACUUGCUCAGCAAAUUCUGGACGAAAUGUCUGUGGGCGCGAGUAGCGCCAAGGCACCAGCCGACGUCGAGGCUGCCGAGAUGGAUGCCGGCUUUGGCGGCGAAAUGGUGCAGCAGCAGGAGCAAGAGCAGGAGCAAGAGCAGGAGCAAGAGCAAGAGCAGGAGAUGGAGAUCGAGCAAGAGGCUAUUGCUGUUGCGAUGGCGCCCGCCAAGCGCGAGUACUCGCGGCAGGACGAGAGCGUGCGGGCGUGGCCGGUGGGCAAGCUGGCCGAGGAUCCGAGCCGGGCCAAGUUUGCGUACCACGCGAGUGAGUUUUCGAUCAAGACGCCGGACGGCAAGCUGCCGGCGUUUGCCUGGCCGCGCGACCUGUGGGUCUCGAACAACUGGUACCGGCCGCAGUGGUCGCUGCUCAAGUCGUACCGGCGUGUGAAGAACGUGAUUGUGGUCAUGGAAUGGGUGCCGGAUCUGGCGGCGGUGCAUGCGGGCGGCGGGCGGUCGGUGGCGCUAAGCGAGGAGCAGUUGGGAGAUCUCGCGUCUGCGUUGCAGCUGUUCUGGGGUGAGGCCGGCGAGUUUGCGAGCAGCGGGCUCGACGACGGGCUGGCAGACUUUCUGCGCGCCAACGACGUGGAUCUCGCGCCUGCUGAGUUGUGCGAGGUCGACGAGGUCGGGGUGCUGGAUGUGAUGCGGAGCGCGCUCGGCGGAGUGUCUGCGGCUGCGGUGGAGCGGGCGAUGACCAAGCACGCGUUCUACAGGGUGGAAAGUGGCCGGUACUUUGUUGUGCUCUCGCUGGCGGAGGCCGAGUCUGUGCGCGGGCUGCUACACCUGCGGCGCGGCUCGCCGCUUGUGGCUGGCUCGCGGAUCGGGGUGCGGCUCCAUGUGGGGCGGCACGUGCUCGACGCGUCGCAUGGGUUCGUGGUGGGCGGUGGCGGAGAGGGUGUUGCGUCGCAGCAGGUUGAGCUUGCGCGUGCGUGUCUCAAACUCUUCGACGCGCAGGUGGAGUUUUCGGAGCGCGAGCUGCUGAUGCUGCUGCGGAUGACAGCGGACAAUGCUGUGUCGCUGCGGCGCGAGUACUUUACGGGCGUGCGAUCGUGCAAGCGACGGGCGCAGGGCUCGUGCGAGGCGACGCCGCUGGGACGGUACUUUUUCCUCCGCGACGCGUAUCGCAUUCUUGUGCACCGUGCGUGUGUGUCUGCGGUGCGGCGUGCGCUGCGUGCGCGCGGGCUCCUUGUCUCUGACGCGUUUCGGGUCUUUGACCAGGACGGCGACUCUGUGCUGACCAAGGCCGAGCUUGUGGGCGGGCUGGUGUGGCUCGGCGUUGAGCUCGACAUGAGCCAGCUGAGUGCGCUGAUGACGACAAUGGACUUGGAGGGGACGGGCGUGGUCUCUUUUGCCGAGUUUGUGGAGACGUUUGCGGCAAAGGACGGUCCGGCGUGGGCGAACGCGUUUACGCUUGACGAGCUGCUUGCAACGCGGAUUGAGCCUGUGGACCUUGGGUUUGGCGACGGGGCUGACGAGGCGCUGGAGGCUGACCUCGUGCCGCGUGCGGCGUUCGAUGAUGUCCGGGUGAGCGCACGAAGCGUGAGCAGCUUCCGGCAAGUUUGGCUCUCUAAGGGGACCGGAGCACGGCGGCUGGUCUCGAUCUGGCGUGGCGACGACGACAUGGCGGUGUCCGGGCGGAGUGCGCGGAUCCCGCUCGGGCACCACGUCUCGCUCAACUUUGGGGCGCCAUCGAAGAAGGAUGCACUUGGGGUGCGCGGCGGGCUGCUCGUCAAGGACGUCAAGGCGUCCCUGGUCUCUGGCUCCAAGACGCUCAAAGCUGUUGUGGCGCUCCUCUUCCCGCCUGUGGUGCGGUUCCGCGAGGUGUGGCGGCAGCGUGUGGGCGACGAGCACCUUUACGUGUGGCGCGGCGAGGCUCGCGACCCAGAGCACUACGCGGUGCUCGGGAUGGUGGCGACGACUAGCCCGCAGCCGCCGCCGGUGGAGGCGCUCCGCACAGUCCCGCGGGUCAUGACUGUGGCGUCGCAGCGCGAGCCCGAGUGCGUGUGGGAUGACGAAGGUACCGGAGGGUCCGAGGGCUCGAUUUGGGUCGUCAACGAGCUCGGGCACUUUGUGGUGCGGACAGCAGCCGGCGGAGGGUUCGGCGAGCGGCUCACGAUCGCCGACGGGCUCAAGGCACUGGUCGGGAUGGAAUGGGGAGAGUUUGUGGACCGGGUCGUGCUGGGAGGGCGGGCUGGAUUGACGGGAGAUGUGGGCCCGUCAGCGGAAGAGGAGGUUGCGCAGCCGCCGACACGGCCACCGGCAGUGGUGCCGGCGCAGCCGUCGGCGACGGUGGCGACGGCACAGCCAUCGGCGGCGCAGCCGUCGGCGCAGCCGUCGGCGCAGUCGGCGGAACCGGCGGUGGCACCGGUCCGGCGCAAGCCGCUGCCCAAGCCGCUGCCCAAGCCGCUGCCCAAGUCCAAGCCGCUUGUCAAGGCACAAGGUCAAGCAGCUGAGCCGGGCGCAUCGACAUCGUCUUCAGCCACGACUACGGCUCCGGCCCCGGCCCCGGCCCCGACCCCUGCCCCGACCUCGAUGGAAAAGCCCAAGCCCAAGACGAUGCCGCGCAAGCCGCUUCCCAAGCCCAAACCGCUGGUCAAACCCAAGCCGCUGGCCAAACCCGCGCCUCUAGCCAAGCCAGAUGGGGCACGCGACGCGACACGCCGAGGCGAGAGCUCGACGUAA
Messenger RNA from Thecamonas trahens ATCC 50062, 13938 nucleotides. RefSeq lists its product as uncharacterized. Gene Ontology annotation, cellular component: cytoplasm; nucleus. Lineage: Eukaryota; Apusomonadida; Apusomonadidae. Gene Ontology annotation, molecular function: calcium ion binding; cysteine-type deubiquitinase activity; K63-linked polyubiquitin modification-dependent protein binding. Gene Ontology annotation, biological process: protein deubiquitination involved in ubiquitin-dependent protein catabolic process. Bases 1 to 13938 code for a protein of 4645 amino acids. The record is from RefSeq and is a predicted model, not a curated record. The transcript has 3 exons.